Messenger RNA from Saccoglossus kowalevskii, 1047 nucleotides. RefSeq names its product histamine H2 receptor-like. Gene Ontology annotation, molecular function: G protein-coupled receptor activity. Gene Ontology annotation, cellular component: plasma membrane. The record is from RefSeq and is a predicted model, not a curated record. Gene Ontology annotation, biological process: adenylate cyclase-activating adrenergic receptor signaling pathway; positive regulation of MAPK cascade. NCBI's taxonomy places the organism in Eukaryota, Metazoa, Hemichordata, Enteropneusta, Harrimaniidae.
AUGGCGGCAAACGGCACAGAUUGCGAUCCAAACAACCCGACAACUGACUUAGAACAGGCGGCUAUUCACUGGUUGAUACUGCAAGGAAUCAUUACAUUCUUCGUAGUGAUGAACAACGUCAUCGUAAUAUUAGCAUUUGCCGUGUUUCCUAAGAUCAGAAGUUCGCAAGCGAACGUCUUCAUCUUCAAUAUGUCUUUAACGGACCUGCUUCUCGGGAUCCUGGCACUACCCUUUGCGGUCUUGUAUAAAUGGAACGGGAAGUGGACAUUAGGAUUCACGUUUUGUAGUUUAUAUCAAGGUACUCUGAUAGUCUUUGUACACACGUCCAUAUUGAGUGCAAUGUUUCUUUGCUUGGACAAGUACCUAUUCAUUAAAAUCCCUCUGCACUAUUACACCACUGUAACGCCGCGUCGUAUCGGUGUCGCCAUUGCUGUUACGUGGAUGAUACCCAUGUUGUUUGGAGUUGCACCAUCGCUUACAAGAAUAAACGAAUAUACAAGUAUGAGAGAGGCGCAACUGUUUCCGCUGUGCUUUGCGCCGUUAUGGCAUUACAUUCUCUUCGGUGCGUGUUUGAAUGUUAUACCGUUCGGUAUAAUUCUUUAUUCAAAUUGUUAUAUUUUCAAAAUAUUGCGGAAUCAGAUUCGCCGCACGAGACUCAGUACAAGAAACGACCUCAACGACUUCGAAAACGAGGAUGGACAAAAAAGUCGUUUUUUACAGCCAGGAGAAAUCAAAGUCAUUAAAACAAUGGUUUUAAUAACAAUUGUUUUUUUAUGUUUAUGGACGCCAUUUUUCGUUUCACUUUUGGCGAACUCUUUAUGUAGUUGCCUUUCACCCGAUGUCCUUGAGAUUAGUUUGUGGUUAGGCUUCUCAAACUCCGCAAUUAACCCUCUCUUAUACGCAUAUAAGAAGGACUUCCGUCAUGCGUACGCCAGCAUUUACCGCUGUAGACUGAAAGUAGUAGCGACCGAAGAGAAUAACUGUUCACUGACUGCAACGGAAAGACCUAACGUAGUGGUAGCGUGGCAGAACUCGAGAUGCGCUUAA